Messenger RNA from Salvia splendens (bonfire salvia), 1065 nucleotides. RefSeq names its product L-type lectin-domain containing receptor kinase VIII.2. The coding region runs from base 1 to 1065 and encodes 354 amino acids. NCBI's taxonomy places the organism in Eukaryota, Viridiplantae, Streptophyta, Magnoliopsida, Lamiales, Lamiaceae. Gene Ontology annotation, molecular function: carbohydrate binding. The transcript has a single exon. The record is from RefSeq and is a predicted model, not a curated record.
AUGGUUGCAUUUUCUUCUUCCAGGUACCUAUUAGCCUUCUUACUCCUCAAUCUUUACCUCAAACUUAUGGAUGCCGAUCCGAAUUUAACUUUUUAUUUCAAGAAUUUUGGUAAAGACUCCAACUUUGAGUCACAGCUUGCCCUGUUUGGGGAUGCUAAGGUUGGGAGGGACAACUCUUCUGUUCAAAUUUCUGGGUCUGGGGUUUCUACUGCUGGUAGGUUUGUUUGCAAGAGGCCCCUUAAUCUUGUUCAUGAAAAAUCAAGAAAAAUGGUUUCUUUUUCGAAUUACUUUGCAUUUUCCAUGUCUGGGGUGAAUGGGGAUGGGUUGGCUUUUGUGAUGCUCCCUUCUCAAUUUCCUUUGAGUGUUUUUAAUGGCGGAGAGAUGGGAUUUUUAGGAGGGAGAAAGAUGAAGUUUCUUGCAGUUGAAUUUGAUACUUUUAAGGAUGAAAAGCAUGGAGAUUUGAAUGGUAAUCAUGUUGGGAUAGAUGUUGGUAGUCCUGUCUCUGUUAAAGUGAGCAAUGUUUCAUCCAUCAAUUUGGUGCUAAAUGGUGGGAAAAAGUUGCAAUCUUGGAUUGAUUAUGAAGCAAGUAGUAAAAGAUUUGAGGUUAGGUUGAGCAAAUUUGGGGAGAGUAGGCCACUGCAUCCAUUGCUCACUUACUCCAUUGAUCUUUCCAAAAUGUGGGGGGAUGAAAAUGUUGUUGUGGGAUUGAGCUCAUCGACCGCUAACGCGUCCCAGAAAAUCAGCGUCCACUCGUGGAGUUUCAAGUCAAGAAUAAUGCCACAAUGGAUGCAUUCCGAGCCCUUGGAUCCGCAGCACUUUGUGGGGAAGGAGGAAGAGAUGAAGGUUCGCAAGAGAAGCGACUGCACAUUGAGAGUCCUUUCUUCGUUGGUGUUGGGCACCGGGUGUGGAGCGCUGGGGGCGUUCCUAGUGUUGCUCCUGUGGACUGUCUUGGGUGAUAGGCGCCCCAUCGUGCCAGAGGAAUUCGUUGUUCAACAAUCCAAGGAGUUGGGAUACAAGAAGUUUGAUGCUUCUGUAGAUAAAACCGUCGAAGAUGGUAAGGUUUAG